Messenger RNA from Microcebus murinus (gray mouse lemur), 1975 nucleotides. RefSeq names its product LHFPL tetraspan subfamily member 5 (gene LHFPL5). Gene Ontology annotation, biological process: detection of mechanical stimulus involved in sensory perception; sensory perception of sound. The record is from RefSeq and is a predicted model, not a curated record. NCBI's taxonomy places the organism in Eukaryota, Metazoa, Chordata, Mammalia, Primates, Cheirogaleidae. Gene Ontology annotation, cellular component: plasma membrane.
GCGGCCGGGAGCGGAACCGGAGGGAGCAGGGCGGCACCGCGGCCGAGCCCGGCCGGCCCGGCAGGAGGCGAGAGGGAGACAGGCCGGCUAGGCGGGCACACGCAUCCGGCCGGCUGCCCCACGAGGCCAGGGAAGUCCUUGUGCUGUUAAGGCCUGCCCCUCUGCUCUGGAGGGCCUCACCGUGUCCCUGACCCGCCUCCCCAACGCGGCUGAGGGUGACCCACUUCUGGGCCUCCACCCACGAAGCCAGGGACUCGCAGCCCACAGGCCUCCAGCCGGCCUGCUGCCCUCGCCAUGGUGAAGUUGCUGCCGGCCCAGGAGGCCGCCAAGAUCUACCACACCAACUACGUGCGCAACGCGCGCGCCGUCGGCGUGAUGUGGGGCACGCUCACCAUCUGCUUCUCUGUGCUGGUCAUGGCCCUCUUCAUCCAGCCCUACUGGAUCGGCGACAGCGUCAACACGCCGCAGGCGGGCUACUUCGGCCUUUUCUCCUACUGCGUGGGCAACGUGCUGUCCUCCGAGCUCAUCUGCAAGGGCGGUCCCCUGGACUUCUCCUCCAUACCCUCCAGAGCCUUCAAGACUGCCAUGUUCUUUGUGGCCUUGGGCAUGUUCCUCAUCAUUGGCUCCAUCAUCUGCUUCAGCCUGUUCUUCGUCUGCAACACGGCCACCGUCUACAAGAUCUGCGCGUGGAUGCAGCUGGCUGCCGCCACAGGCCUGAUGAUUGGCUGCCUGGUCUACCCGGACGGCUGGGACUCGAGCGAGGUGCGCCGCAUGUGUGGGGAGCAGACGGGCAAGUACACCCUGGGCCACUGCACCAUCCGCUGGGCCUUCAUGCUGGCCAUCCUCAGCAUCGGCGACGCCCUCAUCCUCUCCUUCCUGGGCUUCGUGCUGGGUUACCGGCAGGACAAGCUCCUCCCUGAUGACUACAAGGCAGAUGGAAAAGAGGAAGUCUGAAGCAGCUGGAGGUGCGGUUGCCUAUUUCUCAGACAUGGAAAAUUAGAGAAUCUAAUUCUUCAGAGAUAAGAACUUGUUCCUUAGAAGCUUCCUUGGCCCUGGCUACCACAGGCCUAAAGCUUCAACCGGACAGUCUCCCAAGACAAGACCUCCUUCUGUGUACUCCUUCAGGUGGCCCACACCGAAUAAACAUAUCCAGAGGCUGAGUGGCAUGGGAGCGCUCACCUAGGAGACCCAAGUUCUCUUCUUCCUGCCUCACACCAGCAAACCACGUUGCCCUCUUGAGGCUUCUCCUCAGUGAAGUGACAGGACUGUGCGAGCCUAUCUCCAGGGCAGCCCUCCCAGGUGUCUGUGACAGCUCACACACACAGUCACGCCCAGCCACCGUGCAACGGCUGCUGGAGAAGGGGUGGCUGGAAGCGUGUUGGGUCAUUUUGGGUUGAGGUUUAGGGAGUCCUUUGCUCCUCCCUUCCCAAGUUUUGUUUUCUUGUUGCUGGCCGCCAGAACCUGAAUCCUUUGACAUCCAUCAGAAAGUUUUGUAAUACGGGGUGAUAGGAGACUAGUUACUCUUGGGACUAAUUUGACUUUUUCCUGCUGGGAACCAAAUAUCACAUUUCCUUAUAAGUGUCCACACUAACUCAACCCAAACUGGCUGCCAGCUUCAAAAAUUUGUUACUUAUGUUCAAUAAUUUGUUAUAGGAAUAAAUGACAUCUCUUAUCAAAAAUUUUAGAGGAUACUGGUACUUUGAGAUGGGAGUCUGCUAACCUCCUCAUUUGCUGGUAAAUUAAUAAACUCCUCUUUCCUUCUCCUCAAAAAAAAAAAAAAAAUUGGAUUUGGCUUACCUAUCCCCCAGUAUCUGUGGGGGAUUGGUUCCAGGACCACCCUCAGAUAGCAAAAUCCAUGGAUACUACACAAAAUGUGUAGUAUUUUCAUAAAAUCUAUGCAUAUCCUCCCAUAUACUUUAAAUCACCUCUAGAUUUCUUAUAAUACCUGAUACAAUGUAAAUGCUAUAUAAAUAAG